Miscanthus lutarioriparius is the source of this 1269-nucleotide messenger RNA. The record is from the annotation of a GenBank genome assembly. Lineage: Eukaryota; Viridiplantae; Streptophyta; Magnoliopsida; Poales; Poaceae.
AUGGUCAGAGGAGGCGGCGCGCCGAGCCUGGGGCGGCGCCAUGCUGCUCCAGGUCCACCUCUGCUGCGCCGGCGUCCUCCCGCUUCCCCCGCCGCCGCCGUUCCUGGGCAGAGGCCUGACGCUAGACCUGACAUAGUUAGCCGAAUCUUCAAGCUAAAGGUGGACGGACUUGUUUCUGAGCUGAAGAAAGGGACUUACUUUGGGAAAACACGAGCAGUCCUCUACACUGUUGAAUUCCAGAAACGCGGUCUGCCCCACGUCCAUAUCUUGGUUUGGCUUCAAGAGGUACCAGAUCAACAAUCGGAUCUUAUCGGCUAUAACCUUGUUGAUGAAUUUAUGGUGCAUGGUCCUGGCGAGAUUAACCAAAAAUGCCCAUGUAUGAAAAAUAGCAAAUGUUCUAAAUUCUUUCCAAAAGACUACCAGGCAAACACACUUGUCGGUGAGGAUGGGUUUGUGCGGUAUAGGCGUCGUCCCGAUACUAGGCAUUUUGUGGAGUGGUAUGGGUUAGACUUGACAAUAGAGUGGUGCAAUAAAACACACCUCAUCAAGUACCUGCUUAAGUAUAUUACCAAAGGCCCAGAUCGCGCUAGAGCGGUGAUUGAAUCAUUUGGCACCCAAGUCCCUGAUGGCAAUUCACAUGAUGUUCCCAUUGGUACCACCAGUGGUUCCCAGCCAUUGGAGUCACUAGAUGCCCAGAGGCAAUCUGUAGACGUGGAUGAGGUUAAAGAAUACAUUGGCUGCCGUUACUUAUCCUCCCAUGAAGCCAUAUGGUGUAUGUUUGAAUUUGAUAUACACUAUAGGACCCCUGUAGUGGAGAGGUUAGCUGUGCAUCUCCCUUGGAUGAAUACUGUCGUGUAUCCAGCUAGGCUGCCAUUGGCUGACAUUGUAGAUGACCCUUGUCACAUGCGCACAACAUUGACUGAGUGGUUUUCUGCUAACAGGAUGUACCCAUGCGCGCGAGAGCUAACAUACGUAGAAUUCCCCACGAAAUGGGUUUGGAAUAGGAAGGACAAGGUAUGGCGUCCACGCCAGGGACCUACAAAAAUCGGUAGAGCCAUAUACAUUAACCCUAGCUGUGGUGAGCUUUAUUACCUCCGUAUGCUUUUGAAUGUUGUCAAGGGCGCUACGUCAUAUGAAGAUCUUAGAAUGAUUAGUGGUGUCCUAUAUCCUACAUUCAAGGAUGCCUGCCAGGCUAUGGGCCUCCUUGGCGACGAUAGUGAGUGGCGUGAGGCUCUAAGGGAAGCAUCCGUGUGGGGUUCAGUCGCUUAG